Molecule: messenger RNA, 696 nt
Organism: Tremella mesenterica DSM 1558
Lineage: Eukaryota; Fungi; Basidiomycota; Tremellomycetes; Tremellales; Tremellaceae
Exons: 3
Coding region: 1-696 (231 amino acids)
Source: RefSeq, a predicted model, not a curated record
AUGUAUCACUGGUAUCACAUGUCCCGGCGCUGGACAUUCCAAAUAGAUAGCUGUAGUCCCUCGUCCUGUGAACGUGUGGAUGAUGUAGACACGGCCGAUCCAUGGUUGGUCUCGAGGCGUCGACCCGUCGGUGCGGGUAGGAAAAUGGGAGGAGCGCUCAUGAUGACUGAAGCGGUCAAGUGUGAAGUCAGGGUUCAAGAUCAAAUGAGGAGCAUUUACGUGAUUCAUUCUCUACUAGAAGAAUCUACCAUUGAUGAAACUCCGGAUAAAGGGAGGGGUUCGGGACUGAUAGGAUGCUGUGGUUUCCACUUUGGGUUGAUUUGCUAUGUCUUCUGGUUAUACGCGGCCGAGAUUGAUGUUGUUGGCAAUGUUAUCAGAGGAGCGGUGGAGCCGAUCUUCUCCAUUUCUCGGGUUUCCACGAAAGCAAGAGAAGGACAUUGUCAACUUCAUCCGUCUCACCUAGGCAUGAUUUUUCCGGUUCUUUCACAACUACAUUUCACAGCUCUAGAUGGCUCCCGGGCUCAGGGUCAUGUUUCAUUCAAAGUCGGACCUCCCAUUAUGCUGCUCGGUUUCGUCCUGGACGGCUCUCCAGGUCGAUCUGGAGCGGUGAACGGAGAGGCAGGCCAUGGAUUUAAGGGGCAACGACAUCUCACCCGACUGACUGGUAAUUCACAUGAAUGCAUGGGGAACGCAUGA